Messenger RNA from Erinaceus europaeus (western European hedgehog), 3541 nucleotides. RefSeq names its product transmembrane protein 255A (gene TMEM255A). The coding region runs from base 176 to 1315 and encodes 379 amino acids. The transcript has 11 exons. Lineage: Eukaryota; Metazoa; Chordata; Mammalia; Eulipotyphla; Erinaceidae. The record is from RefSeq and is a predicted model, not a curated record.
GCGGGCUAGGCGGGCGAGGCGUGGAGGGGGGAGGCGCCCGGCUGCGGCUCGCACCCCGCGCAGUCAGCUCUCUGUUCUUGGGAGCAGCAGCCGCCUAGUGGGGAGCUCUGCGGGGCGCCCUGAGCUGGGGGGGGGGGGCGCGCAGGCAGUUUCGGGGGCUGGGGCCACUGUUACCAUGCACCACUCCCUGACUCAGCAGCGGGCCAGCGACAUGUCCCUGCCUGACUCCAUGGGAGCCUUCAAUCGGAGGAAGCGAAAUUCCAUCUAUGUGACUGUGACUUUGCUCAUUGUGUCCGUGUUAAUUCUCACGGUGGGUCUUGCUGCUACCACCCGGACCCAGAAUGUGACCGUUGGAGGCUAUUACCCAGGAGUUAUUCUCGGCUUCGGAUCAUUCCUGGGAAUCAUUGGCUCCAACCUGAUUGAGAACAAACGGCAGAUGCUGGUGGCUUCUAUCGUCUUCAUCAGCUUUGGUGUGAUAGCAGCCUUCUGUUGUGCCAUAGUCGAUGGGGUCUUCGCUGCCAGACACAUUGACCUGAAACCACUCUAUGCCAACCGAUGCCACUACGUCCCCAAGACAUCCCAGAGAGAAGCUGAGGAGGUCAUAAGUUCCUCUACCAAAAAUUCUCCUUCCGCGAGGGUUAUGAGGAACCUUACCCAGGCAGCUAGAGAGGUGAACUGCCCUCAUCUGAGCCGUGGCUUCUGCACACCUCGCAUCCGGGGCAACACAUGCUUCUGCUGUGACCUCUACAACUGUGGCAGCCGGGUGGAGAUCACCGGAGGGUAUUAUGAAUACAUCGACGUCAGCAGCUGCCAGGACAUCAUCCACCUGUACCACCUGCUCUGGUCUGCCACCAUCCUCAACAUCGUCGGGCUGUUCCUAGGCAUCAUCACUGCCGCGGUUCUAGGAGGUUUCAAGGACAUGGUAGAGGAUGAGAGACAGACAGACAGACAGAGAGAUGGAGGAGAAACACCGCAGCACCGCUCCACCACUUGUGAAGCUUCUCUCCUGCAGAACCCGACUCUGCCAGCCCUGAACUGUUCGGUGGAGAACGACCAUCCAAGUGUCUCCUACUAUGCGCGCCCUCAAGUGGCAUCUUACAACGCCUACUACCAUAGCCCUCCUCACCUGCCACCCUACUCUGCCUACGACUUCCAGCAUUCCGGUGUCUUCCCCCCCUCCCCGCCCUCUGGACUUUCGGAUGAGCCCCAGUCUGCCUCUCCUUCACCCAGCUACAUGUGGUCUUCCAGCGCACCACCCCGCUACUCUCCCCCCUACUACCCACCUUUUGAAAAGCCCCCACCUUACAGCCCCUAAAGAGGGAGGCCUGCUGGCUACCAAGGUCAUUGUGGCUUUUGUAUUUCUGCUUUAGUGGAAGUGUGUAGGGUACAACAUUUAAUGCGUGAUUCGUAUGCAUAGCAUUUUACCAUGACCUGCCAGGCUAGAGAAAGAAAGAGAAAGAGAAAGAGGAAGCUUAUUCUUUGUCAGUGCAGGGCAGGGGUGGCUAGAUGCUUUCUAAGGUUGGGGAGUUCUUUCCACAAGAAAUUUGUCUGACCAGCCUAGCUGUGUAAAUGGAGUGUCAUCCUUAGACCCUUGGCACCCUAGCACCUUGGUGAAAGCACCUGGCUUAUUGGCACUAUCUUUUCCCAACACUAGAAUGAAUCACUAAGGAAAAUUCCCCCAGAUGAUGGGGUUACACAGUGGGUAGUUCCACUUCAGAGAGUUCUGGCUAAGAUUGUGUGUGCUUGUGUCUGGAUGGUGAGCAAAUCUGCUUCAAUCUCCUCCUCCUUUUUGCCCUGCAAACCUUGUAAACAUGGCUGUUGGGAUCACUCAGCUUAGCUUUUGUUCUCAGUACCUCCUAAAAGGGAAACUAUUGUAUUUACUGUCAAAUAUAAAACAUUAAUCCUCCAAUAAAGAAAUUAAAAAAGGGGAGGGAUGUACAAUGUCCCUAGAGUAGCAGGGAACAGGAUCGUUUGGGAAGCGCUGACAUGCACAGAGUGACACUGAGAUGUUCAAAGCAUGUUCAUUUUCUCCAUCCAACCAGUUAGGAGACAGCGGUUCUACUACACAUUACAGUACUAUAAGGGCUGGCCGCUGCAGAUGUCUGACAGGUCAAAUGCAGUUAAAAAUUGCCACAUUAAGUUCUUGGGUUGUGAUAUGAAUUAUUACUAAUCUUGUGACUAUUUACCCUUCAAAUAUUGUGCUUCAACCCCAGCAAACCGCACGUAACCUGCACCCCCGCCCCACAAGAUUCAUCUGUACUUUAAUGCCACUGCUCUUAUUGGUCCUUUGUUGUCGUUGUUGAGACCAAUCGUGAGUGUUCAAGAUUAUGAAAGUGUUACAAUGCCGCUUCAAGUCUGCAAAACCUCAAAAUGUAGCCAGCUUGACAAACUCUUCUUGUCCUAUAUUGAAAACUCAUCUGGCAUACUCUGGUAGGUAGCUGUCCAGUUACUUUGAUUCUCCAUAGCUUCUGUCCCUCCAAACCGGACAAAUUUAACACUUGGGCAUCCACACCUUCACUUCAGAACGAACACUUUCACCGAGAUCUUAUGUUAACCCAAGACUUGGUUGAUUUAAAGGAAGACUGAUUAUCCUACACUUGCAUAUUGUAAAAAUACAGGGGCUACAGGAGGGUACCCAAGUAGUUUCUGCAAACACAGAACACACACUGGAAACAUUUCCAGCCAAUUUUGCUACCUCCCAAGCCAAAGGAUAAGAGGUAGUAGGCAAAUGCUGGUGCUCCCACCCACCUGUAGACACCCAGUCAUCCAGAAUUAUCAAGGCACGACAAGUGCACUCAUUGCUCACAGUAAAGGUUUGCAAAAAAAGAAAAAGAGAAAUCAAUUUAAUUAAUUCAGCAUCAUGAAUGAUGCCUCAUCCAGAUUUCAAAUCUGAAAGACCACUUUUUUCUGCAUUAUAUCAAGUCACUAUGAUUUUCUACAGUUCUGAGUAUAUUCAAAUUCUGCUGGAUUUCAAAAAGGGCCUAGUAACCAAUUGACUUACUAUACAAACUUGUAAUAACGAGAUUUUUGGCCAUUUACACUGUACCUUAUGCUUUAGUAAACGUGUGUAUUUAAUUUUUUAAAGGCAUCAUUACAUAGUAUAUUCUACAUGUAUCACAUUUCUUAAAGUGUUAAGAUUCUAUGACUCAUUUUUAUGUAUUUUUCUUACUUUCCAAAAUAACUUGAAACAGUAUAGAUUUUGUAACAGUUAAUUUGAGCAGCUUCUUUUUUUAUUACAUUGAAUUAUAUAAAGUGCAAUGUUACCUUAGGACAAAUUGAUAUUUGCUGCUUUACUCUUUUGCAAAACAUUUGCUGUAAUGAAGGAAUUUCUAUUUCCCAUAUGUACCCUGACUGCAUUUUGUAAUAUUUACUGCAUUAUUCCUAAUUCAGCUUUUAAGUAUUGAACUGGGCAUGAGACAUUAAAAUAUUAAUCCAGGAACAUGUAUAAACUGGGUGUUGCUUAAAAUCUGUAUCACUGCCACAUUGGAAGUUCAGACUGCUUUUGUGAUGUUUCAAAUCAAUAAAAUUCUCCUCCUCCUUA